Molecule: messenger RNA, 1281 nt
Organism: Engraulis encrasicolus (European anchovy)
Lineage: Eukaryota; Metazoa; Chordata; Actinopteri; Clupeiformes; Engraulidae
Exons: 11
Coding region: 94-1263 (389 amino acids)
Source: RefSeq, a predicted model, not a curated record
UUUCUCUUUAGUAGCUGCACCAUGUACCUAACAUGAAUAAUUGUGGCAUACUUCUUUAUUUAUAAACCAAGCAGAUGGAGGAGAUAGCCCAUUAUGAGUGAUCAAUUGAGUGAUCAAUCCUGCAGCAAUGGGUCGAGCAUCAGCCUCAUCGGUGAAGCCCCUAAGCCCAUUAUGAGUGAACGCGUAGAUGAAGAGAGUGAUCAAUCCUACAGCAAUGGCUCUAGCAUAAGCCUCAUGGCUGAGGCCGCUACUGAGCCUGCAACUUCGAUUGAAGCAUCAAGCAGUGCUGCCUCCAGCCCCAGCCCCGUCUGUGGAGGUCCCAGCCAGCCGGGGAGUGAGAGCAUGAGCCUGGAGAUCUCGAGCGGAGAGGACGACAUCAUGGUGUCCUCCAGCCCCAGCCCUGACGGUGCCGGCCCCAGCCAGAAGGUAAUUCAUCCUCCAUCAAACAGAUGGGGAGGGGUUCCACCUUUGAAGCCCUGGACAAGCCCUGAACUGCUAACUGAAAUGCUUGAUAGCGACUCCAGCCAUGAUCGGAGUGUGAUCCCCAAGUCUGGCGCCUGUUUGGGAGAUGGCAAAGGCCUGACUGAUGUUGAUGACGAUGAUGAUGACUUCUGGAAAAUGAUCAGAGAACUUAAGGUGGCCAUCGCUGGAAAGUCUGAGCUUAACCAAGACCUCGAGGACAAUGACGACUCCUAUUUGAAGGACGAUAAAAGCCUGCUUGAGGCCUUCCGUGUAACUCGACCGAGGAGACGCCCAGUGACGAAGUUCGCACAGGUGCUGCCAGCGUGUGAGGAGAUGCCAGAGGAGGACCAGGAGACCUCAGGGGUAACUCCACAGGACUCAGAGCAGAGCCUAGAGAUUCACCUGGAGCCAGAACCACCCCACCAGGACUCAACGCCCGCCCAGAGCAUCCACACGCCUGAUGGUUCCUCCAGCUCAUCUCAGCAAGAGCAGCAGACACCCGCCCAGCAGCUGCUGCUGCUGCAGGACCAGGCUGUUGAUGAGGAGGAGGAGGCAGCCGGGGGACGUGGUGGAAGAUGGUCCAGCGUGAAGGAGUUCUGCACUCCCCUGAGGCGCCUUUCAAAGAACCUCCGGCGGCUGCUGGGGAGGAACAGGAGAAAGGUGGAGCCCCUGAACAUGGCUGUGACCCAGGACAUCGGGCAGCAGGCGAGGGGCCUGGCAACCAGGAGCCAGAGGCAGAACGCACCCAGGAGGACAGGCCUGAGGAGGAUCCUCUCCUGUGUGUGCUGCUGCUGCAAAUGAAGGCGAAGAAGGGGAGGG